This is a messenger RNA of Penicillium taxi, 561 nucleotides long. RefSeq lists its product as uncharacterized. The transcript is spliced from 2 exons. Bases 1 to 561 code for a protein of 186 amino acids. The record is from RefSeq and is a predicted model, not a curated record. Gene Ontology annotation, cellular component: mitochondrion. Gene Ontology annotation, biological process: autophagy of mitochondrion. Lineage: Eukaryota; Fungi; Ascomycota; Eurotiomycetes; Eurotiales; Aspergillaceae.
AUGGCCUGUCCACUGACUGUCUCCAAGUUCGUUGGAACUUUCUCACUCGGCCUGCUAACUGGCCUAUCCUACUCUACUUCAACCAUUACUAUCCCAUCUCUCAAGCUUCUCCCCACCUCAAUCACCGCCUCCCGCUCUCUCAAUGAGGCGAAGCGCCUCAGCCGCAAACAUGCUCUGCGACUCUCUAGUUUGACGAACGGGUGUAUUCUCUUCGCAUAUACCCUUUCCCCAUCGCGACGAAAGCAUCCCUUCCUCAUAUGGAUGUGCGUUGUGUCUACUGUGAGCUCUUUCGGCCUCGACCUCUUCUUCAACCGUCACCUGGGUUUCAAGACUUGGGUCAUCACAGCGAUCCACGAUACCACUGGUCUGAACCUCAGUCGUCGGCCAUCUAAGAAAGACGAAGAUAUUGUCAUGGUUGAGUCCGAGGAGGACGUAAAUGUGAACGGGGAGAGUGUCCAGCUUGAGAUGAAUCGAGAGCACCGUCUGCAGAGCGUGCGAGCUUGGCUGGCCGGGAUCGCACUUUCUAUGGGAAUUGUCGGUCUAUGGGGAGAUCGGCCAUGA